Messenger RNA from Bactrocera oleae (olive fruit fly), 1196 nucleotides. RefSeq names its product osteopetrosis-associated transmembrane protein 1. Gene Ontology annotation, cellular component: cytosol. The record is from RefSeq and is a predicted model, not a curated record. NCBI's taxonomy places the organism in Eukaryota, Metazoa, Arthropoda, Insecta, Diptera, Tephritidae.
AUGUCAUAAGCAAACUGUUCUUUAAAUAUAUUUCAAAAAUAUCUAUUAAUUAACAAUGUGUUGAAAUAUAUAUCCACAUAUUUACUCCUAUAAUGCAUGCAACACUGUUUGGUGCAUCGUUGCAAAUGUUUGUUUAUGUCAGCUGUAAUCACAAACCACAAGUUCUUUGUUAUUAUUUGAGUAUUCAAUUUAAUGUAAAUACAUUUUUUUUCUAUUUUAAAUCACUAAGAUAUAAAAAAUAUCAUAUCAAAAUGUAUUGCUCAUGUAUUUCUGCAUUAAUAUUUUUUCUCUUAACACAUAUAUUACACGCAUUGGCGGAAAAUAUCUGCCAUAAGUAUUUGCGUGACUUAGCUCAAAAACAGAGCGAAUUCGUACAGUGUUCCACAAUGCAUUCGGUACCAGUGCGUCUUUGUGUUGGAUGUGAAGAGCCAUUUACUGAGAUGCAUGUGGCUUACAUGAACUUACGGCAGGAACAGAAUUGUACAGAUACAUUUUUCGAUAAAGAUCGUAUAAAUAUUGUUUCAACAACACAAUCGAUACUUCGCGGUAUAUGGAGGAAAGCAUACUGUGAUGAUUGCUUUACCAGUAAUAAUUCAUACGUAUUCGAUUUAAAGCGAAUUGCAUUUGAUGAUUGUAUAACAAACCACAAAAGUAGUGAAUGUGCGUCGUGCUUAUCUCAAUACCUCGAUUUGAACCGAUUUUAUCUUAGUUUAGAUAAAAAUAACAAUGGACAAGUUUGUUAUGACAUGCAAGAUUCAAUGAAUCGGACAAGAGAACAGUGGUCUAAAGAUUUGGGUUGCUGUCAUCGUGAAUUUAAUAUUUUUUUAUUCGCUGUUGUUAGUUGUAUCAUUGGGACAUUACCGUUAAUAUUUUAUGGCACGCUGUAUGCGUUAACAAAACGACAAGAGCGUAGUCGUAUUCUAGUUGAAGACACUUAUCGAAAUGGAAUUUCAACUUUUAUCAAUACAAGCAGUUCAGCUACUAAUUUGCCAACCACAACAGAAGCUACACGCUCUCACGAGCAUUCCUAAACGGACGACAUCCGCUGUGAAGGAUAUAAACAGGCUAUUUUUACAAUUUCGAAAUAUCAUAUUUAAACGACAAACUUAAAUUUAUAAUUGUUAUUUCUAACAUUUAGGAUAGUAAUAAAUGUAUGUAUAUAAAACUUUAGCAAAUAUAUAUAUUUUUAUAUGGUA